This is a messenger RNA of Oryza brachyantha (malo sina), 1755 nucleotides long. Its product is annotated as exosome complex component RRP4 homolog. The record is from RefSeq and is a predicted model, not a curated record. Bases 408 to 1367 code for a protein of 319 amino acids. The transcript has 7 exons. Gene Ontology annotation, biological process: poly(A)-dependent snoRNA 3'-end processing; U4 snRNA 3'-end processing; CUT catabolic process. Gene Ontology annotation, molecular function: RNA binding. Lineage: Eukaryota; Viridiplantae; Streptophyta; Magnoliopsida; Poales; Poaceae. Gene Ontology annotation, cellular component: nuclear exosome (RNase complex); cytoplasmic exosome (RNase complex).
GUAACUGUAUUCGUUUCGAUUCGUAUUCACCUCGUAUUUAUAUUUGAUGAUAUUCGAUUAUGUUUUCAUAUCGGAGUUUCCGAUUCUGAUUUUGAGUUUCCUGUUUUGAUUUUGAUUAAAAAAAUAUAAAAACGAAUAUGCUAAACCCAAUAGAACUAGUUUUCGACCGUUUGAUCCCUACCCUGAGGCUCCGGUCCCCCUCCCACUCUCCAGUGACACCGCACCUCGAAACCCUUGGGCCCCCUUGCCUAAUCGCCACCGUGUUCCUUGAGACCGGCAGAACCCUCCAGGAUUUGGGCAAGUUUCGCUAGGGUUUGUUGUUGCUGAUAUUCUCCCCUUCGGCGGCGCCACCCUUUACUACUUCGCUCUCUCUGCCUACCCGUGUGCUCGCAAGGCCCCGGGGUGCCAUGAGAGACCUCCAACUCUCGCUGAACCAGACCCAGAAGGUCCGCCUCGAUGCCGCGCUCCACGAGCUACAGACCAUCGCCCCAGCCAGCACGUCCGCCGCUGCCGUCUCCGUCGCAGAUACCAUCCCCGUCAACGACGAGGACAACAUUCUCAAGGGGCAUGGGACGUCGGACCAGGACGGGGAGGUGGUGGCGACGCUGUGCGGCGUGGUUGAGCGGGUCAACAAGCUGGUCUACGUGCGCACACUUAGGGCAAGGUAUAAGCCAGAGGUUGGUGAUAUCAUAGUUGGUCGUGUUAUUGAGCUUGCACCUAAACGCUGGAGGUUGGAGAUAAAUUUUAGCCAAGAUGCUGUUUUGAUGCUUUCCUCUAUGAAUUUACCUGAUGGAAUUCAGAGAAGGAGAACUGCUGUUGAUGAACUUAAUAUGCGGAGCAUUUUUGAAGAAAACGAUGUUAUCUGUGCUGAAGUUCGUGGUUUCCAACAUGAUGGAUCUCUGCACCUACAAGCGCGGAGUCAAAAGUAUGGAAAGCUUGAGAGGGGUCAACUGCUCAUAGUACCUGCAUACUUGGUAAAACGACGGAAGCAGCAUUUCCACCACCUUGAACAAUAUGAUGCUGACUUGAUUCUUGGUUGUAAUGGAUUCAUCUGGGUUGGCGAGCAUGUUGUGGUUGGUCAAAACAUUAAUAUUAUGGAAGAUAAGCCAAGUUUGAGUGCUGAAGUGGAGAAUUUCACACCACUAGAAACGAGGAGACAUAUUUGCCGGCUUGGCAAUGCUGUGCGUGUGCUUUCAGCUCUGGGAUUCACUUUAACCGCCGAACUGAUAAUUGAGACUGCUGAAGCAAGUGUAUCAUCAAAUUUUGAGAUAAACGACAUGCUUGGGGCUGAAUUUUAUGUCCAGACAGCACAGAGAGAGGCCAAACGUCGAGCUGAUCUGUUGAGAAAGAAAAGUGGAACUAUGUAAAAAUCUGCUGAUCCUGGCAUUUAGAGCAGCAGUGUUUGGUCAGUACAAGGUUUCGAAGCGUGGACGGGAAGAAAGAGCAUGAUCAGUGCUACCGUAGUACUCUCACUUGGAGAACCAGCUGUGUUUAGAUCACGGAGCAUCCUCCGCGACAUGGUUGUGCAUGCAUUUGAUUAAUAGAGCAUGCGAGAAAUAACUAGAUGCUGAGCUAGCUUCCAGAAGAGCCUUGAUCUAUGAUCUAUGUUAAAUCACCGUUUUAUUGAUGUGCGGUUGACGCGUUUUUGUUGAUUGCAUUACCGCAAAUUUUUUAUGUUAAAGUUUUAGUAAACUAUAUCUCUGGCUUUGACAGUCAAAAUGAUGUUUGGAUCAACCUUUUCACUCUCGUCUUUAG